This is a messenger RNA of Exophiala spinifera, 1680 nucleotides long. RefSeq lists its product as uncharacterized. NCBI's taxonomy places the organism in Eukaryota, Fungi, Ascomycota, Eurotiomycetes, Chaetothyriales, Herpotrichiellaceae. The transcript is spliced from 4 exons. Bases 1 to 1680 code for a protein of 559 amino acids. The record is from RefSeq and is a predicted model, not a curated record.
AUGAGCCAACUCUAUCGAACCCUCACCGGCCAAUCGCAUCAGUCUCAUCGUUCUGAUCACUCUACUCAGGCCCAGUCGACCGUGACGAGAACAACCACCACCGAUCCUCUCACCGGCACCCUCAAUCACCUCACUGCCGCCCAAGAAGAAAGACUUGUAGAAUUCAAGAAAGAACUGCAAGUGGGAGGGUGGUGGACGCCUGACGGGGUCAAUGGCAAACCCUCCCACGAUGAUGCGACGCUUCUCCGAUAUCUGCGAGCUCGCAAGUUCGAUGUGAAGGGGGCAAUUGGCCAGUUCACAGACACAGAGAAAUGGCUAAAGGAUCAGCGGGUGGAUGAGCUUUACAACCACUUCGAUGUUGAAACCUACGAAAAGGCGCGUCUGAUGUAUCCCCAAUGGACCGGCCAUCGAGACAAGCGAGGAAUUCCGAUCUACGUCUACGUGAUCAAGGGACUCGACGGCAAGAAUGUGUCCAAAUAUCAGAAAGAGUCGCAAACAUACAAAGACAGUCUUCCCUACCACAAGAACCUCCCCACCCCAGCCAAAUUGAUCCCUCUGUUCGCCCUAUACCAAAAUCUACUCAACUUUGUCCUCCCUCUGGUUUGUACGCUCGAACGGCCGAAUCCCGAAGUUCCCGUGACGAAUUCCACAAAUAUUGUCGAUAUCUCUGGCGUCGGACUGACUCAGUUUUGGAACUUAAAGAACCAUAUGCAGGACGCCAGUAUACUGGCCACCGCACACUACCCCGAGACGCUGGACAGGAUAUUUAUCAUCGGCGCUCCUUCGUUCUUCCCUACCGUAUGGGGUUGGGUCAAACGAUGGUUCGAUCCGGUAACCGUGUCCAAGAUCUUCAUCCUCGGCAAGAACGACAUAAAGCCAACUCUUUCGAAAUUCAUGGAGACCAAGGACUUCCCGAAACGCUAUGGCGGUGACCUGGACUGGGAAUGGGGCCAGCUCCCACAUCUCGACGAUGAAACGCGUGCUGCUUUAGAGAAGGAUGGAAAUAAAGGCUGGGUUAGAGGCCCAUGUCAAUGGCUUGACGGGAAGCGGGUGGUUGUCGGCUCUGAACAUGGCAAAUUACGAACUCCGGACGAAGAAGUCGAGAAGAAGCGGCCUGUUGCUUAUGCUGCAGACUACACAGAGCUUCCUGUCCACGCUGGCAAAGGUCUAUCGCAUGUAUCAACGCUCACUGCCAAAAGUGGAACGAAUGGUACUGCCGAACCUCAUCGUGAAGCUGAAGCCGAAGCUGCCGCGGCGACAGGUGGUACUACCGCGGCCGCUCUGAUCGAGAGCAAAACAGAGACCAAAGAACCGGAACAACCAUCGACUACAGGACAGCCUGCAGAACAGCCCACGACGAACGGUACGCCAGAAAGCUCGCCAUCACAGCCUCAGCCUGGACCUGUACCCGCGCACGCCGCGGCAAUGACUCAAGCCAUCGCAGACAAGCUGAGCGGCGAGUCAGUCUCAAUCAUUCCAGCGACAGCAAACGGAGUUGCAACAAAAGGCGACAACACAGGGCAUGGCGAAGUGAUUGUUGCAAGCGAUCCAGCCAAGGGUUUAACUAUCGAAGCCGAGAGGCUGGCCUUGACCGACCAGAACGGCCACCGCGGAGACGAAAAGGAGAAGGAAAUCGAGCGGCCCCCGAUGGAAAGAUUUGUCACGGCUGCGGAGGUGUAG